AUGGACACCAUUGCCCAGCGUUCCAACGAGCGUCUUCAGCUUCUUGCUGGCAUUUCUUCCUUUCCUCUUAGCGAAAUGGUGGUCGCUCCUACAGAGUCAACUCAGGAUGCGCAGGGAGAUUUUGGCGAGGCCGCAGUGCCCUCCUUCGAGAGUUGUCCUUUAUUCGCUGCCCUACAUAUGUCUUGGAAAUAUCAAAUGAACUCCAGGAUACCAUCGCGCCUUGGAGCUUCAUCUGCUAGAAGCAACGGAGGCUGGAAAGCUCACAUGAGCAAGAUGCGCGUCCCGGCAGUGCUGACCGCGGCUCUCUUGGCGGCGUCGCUGGAAGCUGCUCCUGCGCCGGAACCCGCGCUCGGGGUGGGGGCCGUCCUGGGCGCCCUUGCGUUCGGAGGGGUGAGGAGAGAGUCUCUGUUUUCAUCUUUCUCUAUUCCUGUAUAUUUUCUUCUAGUAUUUCCUUUCCCUCUUUGUCCUCUCCUAUCUCCUUCCUUCCGUCUUUCUCCCUCUCUCUCCUCAUCUCCCCCCUUACCCACCCAUGCCCAGCCUGUCCCUCUCCUCCAGGGCCUCCUGCUGGGCGCGAAGGCCUUCGGCGGCGGCUAUGGCUACGGCGGGGGCUGCUACAGCUGCGGCUGCGGCGGCUGCGGCGGGCACUGCGGCUGGUGCGGCGGCUACUACGGCGGGGGCCACGGGCACGGCUACGGCUACGGAAGGAGGCGCAGGAGUGUAGACGACUUCGUGGACGACGAAUUGGUGCAGUCGGUCUACCGGAAGGCCUCCGAAGAGGACGCCGAGGGCUGCGGCCUCCGCCUGGUGUGCGAGCUGGCGCAGAAGGACCCGCGGGAGCUCGCCCAGGACGAGGUACAGAUCCUCCUGCCUUUCCGCGGCCUGGGGCAGAGCGACGGAAGUGCCUACGGCGACUACGACGAGGCGGCGUGGCACGGGCAAGAGGGCCAUUCGUGCCAAGACCAGUAUGACGAAUGCCACCUCAGCAACCCCCAGAUGAUGGGGAUUCUGCGCCAGAUGGGGAAUUUUACCAUUACUCUGUAGAGAGACAGAGAGCAAGAGAGAAAGCAAUGACAGAGAGGGGCAGAGAGACAGCACAUUUUACCAUUACUUUGUAGAGAUGGAGAGACAUGGAGGGCAAGGGAGAGAGACAGAGUGACAGAGAAAGAUACAGAGACAGAGGAGCAGAGAGAAAAACAGAAUGAGACUUUAGGGGGAAGAUAGUGGCGCAAGAAGGGGGGCAGGGAGACACAGAGACGGGGGAAGAAAGGUGGGAGAGAAGGAAACUGGGAAGAAGGAAAGGAGAGGGAAAAGAGGUAGAGAAGGGGAAGAAAAAAAGGGAAGGAGAUAGAUAAGGGAGGAAGGAAGAAGAAGGGGAAGGUAGGAAAGAAAGAGAAAAGGAGGAGAAAACUCCACAGUUAUGUUAUUUUCAGGUAUAUCAAUAAUCAAACAUAAUAUUUGGUAUCUCUCAUUUACUUGCUGCUUUUUUUCCAGUUAAUUCAGUCAUUUACUGUCUAGAUUCUAAUCGUGUACUUAAAUUAUUUAUUAAUCUUACCUGAGAAGACUUAUGACGUCACUGAACCUACUUAUUACGUCACGCACCCUACUUGUGACGUCAGCAACUUGACUGUCGACUUGCAUGAAAACCGUAAUCAUAACUUCAUCACAG
Messenger RNA from Penaeus monodon (black tiger shrimp), 1666 nucleotides. RefSeq lists its product as uncharacterized. NCBI's taxonomy places the organism in Eukaryota, Metazoa, Arthropoda, Malacostraca, Decapoda, Penaeidae. The coding region runs from base 1 to 1041 and encodes 346 amino acids. The transcript has 6 exons. The record is from RefSeq and is a predicted model, not a curated record.